AAAGGAGUUGACUCAGGGAUUAUGAACAAUAUAUACGAGCGCCUGAACUCGGCUUCCGUCUGACUAUCCGAUCAAGAUCCCAUUCGCGUCUGCUAAGUCGAUUCCAGAGGUCUAGGAGUGAGAACGUGACUGCUAACGUGCGGGAAACCAAGUGUCGAGAACUCAUGCGUUCCAAAUUUUGAAUUGACGGAGGGCGGUCCUGUGGCCUUGACGACACCAUGGGCCCAAUCCAUCCAGACCCAAUUCUUAAGGUGCUCGGAGCUCUCCCCUCCGCCGAUCGCAGAUCGAAGGCGUAAAUCGCUCGGCUAGCCUGUGUUGUACCCUUGGAGCACAUGGGGACGUUGGCUCUAGCUCCAAUUUUUUGACGAGAUCGGUGACGAGCGAGUAACACUAUCGUGAAUAGAGGAGGCUGUCGGUGAGCCAAAUUCCGCAACUACACGGAUUCCUAGUCGGGAGAUCUCAAACCUUGAAUUGAAUACGAUUCGGACGUGAUGACGAUGGUCGCUGAUUCCUUCCGAAACUACGGCCGUGUGAUGUAGUCGGAUACUUCCUUGAGCCUGUCCUCGUUCUUUGGAAGAGAGCCGCACAGCGGGAGCACAUUGUGGCAUCUUUUUCACAAGAUGGCGGAGACUGGAAAUCGGCGCGACGAUUGCAGCUCGCUAAACAGCAGUUGUCCCUCUUCGCACCCCAGCUAUGAAGAGGGCAUUCACGUCCAUCAAGUGGAGGAAAGAAUCGAUGCUGUCGACUCAUUCAGCAGUAGCGAUCUCGUUGAUCUCCUCGGAGAAGAAGCGGUACCCGAGGUGAAAAGCGGUUGGAUCGGUGCGGUAUUCCUCAUCGUCAAUGCGGCUCUCGGUGCGGGACUGCUCGAUUUUCCGGAAGCGUACGAUAGAGCGGGCGGUAUAUUGAUCUCCAUGAUCAUACAAGCAUUCCUGCUAUUUUUCGCGGUCAUAUCCUUGCUCAUCUUGGUUUUUUGUGCAAACAAGCAUUCUUGCUCGACGUAUCAAGAGGUGAUACUCCGAACAUGUGGGAGGCGAAUGGAGAGAUUGUGCUCAAUGUUCAUCGCUCUCUAUUGUUAUGGGACUUGCAUAACCUUCAUCAUCAUCAUCGGUGAUCUGUCGGACCGGUCGUUCGCCUCCUUGUACGGUCCCUCUUUUUGCGAUCACUGGUACAUGACGCGUCACUACGUUGUUAUUGCUAUUGGGGUUCUCUUCAUUCUCCCAUUGUGCUUCCCGAGACGAAUCGACUUCUUGAAAUGGCCGAGCUCCCUCGGAGUAAUCGCUGUUUUCUAUAUCGUCGGCUUGGUGGUUUACGAGUACUACAUGGGUGGCUUCCCAGCACCGCCCGGUGUCAAAACUGCGCCGGAUCACUGGGAAGAUGUACUCUCGGUUAUCCCGGUCAUCUGCUUCGGAUAUCAGUGCCACGUGAGCUCCAUCCCGAUUUAUGCCUGCAUGGAGGACAAGAAGGUGUCGACUUUUGCGAAGUCGAUCCUCUCUGCCAUCUUGAUCUGCGGCUCAGUGUAUUCAAUCGCUGGUGUCUAUGGCUACCUGACUUUCGGCACCAGUGUCGUCGCCGACAUAUUGACAGCGUAUAAUCCGUCGCACUCAAUAGUUCUGAUCGGUUUCGUCGCGCUGGGCCUCAAGAUCAUAACCACGUACCCAAUUCUGAUGUAUUGCGGAAGAUCGGCGGUGGAUGACCUCCUGCCUCCGUGCUCAGGGGCGGGUAUAGCUCAGGCUCGAUUCGCCAAGCGCAUAAUCUUGUCCCUGGCGUGGUUCUGGUCGACGCUGCUGAUAGCAUACUCAUUGCCCAACAUAGAUGUCGCUAUAUCGUGCAUAGGCUCAAUGGCCGCCCUGUUCAUCUUCGUCUUCCCCGCAACCGCCUUACUCUGCACAGUGGCUCGAAAUGAUCCUCUGUAUCGAGAAUGGAAGACCCGAGCGAUAAUCGGCUAUUCCUUCUUCAACGCCGCUCUGGGAACAUUCAUAUUCGGUCAGGUCUUGUCCAAGUCCAUAUGGCAAUUUUAUUCUGGCGCGAAUAACAACGACAAGCCGUCCCCCUGCGGUUGAGGUAGAGCCUGUAAACCAUUCAGGUUACCCUCUAUGGGAUGUCGGACCUUGUUGAAAUCGUCAUAGUCAGGCAAUACUCGCGAUGAGAUUCGCCCUGUCCUUAGCAACGGUACUCAUACAUGAAUCGCCGAGCGUGCGGCCCUGAGCCAUUCCACGAUUGGAUGUGGGAAGAGAAGACUUAUUCGGCCGAGCUAAUGGUGUUCUUCGCGGGUUGCCUGACUUUGUAAAUAUCCCCUUCACUCGUGUCAACAGGUAUGACGUGAAAAAAGACCCUCGCUCGGCCCCUUUUUGUAUUGCUCGAGCUGUGCUGUCGAAACGCUUCUCGAGGCGAAGAUUACGAGUGUGGUGAAGGGAUGGUGAAGCCUUCCGACGAUUCUGAAUAAAAAUGUUCGC
Messenger RNA from Galendromus occidentalis (western predatory mite), 2453 nucleotides. RefSeq names its product putative sodium-coupled neutral amino acid transporter 7. The coding region runs from base 621 to 2060 and encodes 479 amino acids. The record is from RefSeq and is a predicted model, not a curated record. The transcript is spliced from 9 exons. Gene Ontology annotation, cellular component: membrane. Gene Ontology annotation, molecular function: L-amino acid transmembrane transporter activity. Gene Ontology annotation, biological process: amino acid transmembrane transport. Lineage: Eukaryota; Metazoa; Arthropoda; Arachnida; Mesostigmata; Phytoseiidae.